AUGUUCAGCUCUCAGGGGGCAUGUCCUGACUGCCGCACGGCUCGGACACCGGACGACGAUAAGGAGCAGGCAUUGGUCACCAGCAAAGCUCUUGUUCAUAAUUUCCAAACACUCGCAAUUCUCCUAGAUUCUGUCAGUAGGUGUGUUUCCGGAUUCCUUCCGCCUCACCCCUCUUUACCACACGCUAAUACCGCCGCCACUUCCAGUGCAGGGCAAACGGAAAUCCUCACCGCAAACAUUAGGGAUUCCCUGGGAGCCUCCUUUUCCUCAUGUCUACUAAAGGGUGGAGGCGGUUCGCAGUUGCCUCAGGAACUAGUGCAGAAGACGAUCGGAGUAUUGGAUCAAUUUCACAAGCUCAGUUCCGGGCCCCCAAAGUGUCCAACAAUCCCACAGAAGCGAGGGGCUGCCAUCAAUGGGGAGAAUUGCAAGCCGUCUCACCAUCCACUGGAAGAAUGGAGCCUCCUGGAAAAGAGAACUACGACGGAAUUUUAUUACCUAGCAAGUAUGCAGGCUUUGGAACAAUUGAAAGACUUCGAGUCCGGGAAUAAUAGGUUUGCUGCAUACCCUGCUCUGCUUGUUGCUUUAGUGAUGACUAACUCUCAUUAGACACAAAGAGAGAGACAAAUAUCCCUUGAUCGCACAGUUCAAGAACCUGGUUUCUUGCGCAGAUACUUCCGGCCUCCUGGAGGAAAUGGUCAGGCGGAUACUCUCUGACCCUAAAUAUAGGGGCACUCCAAACGGAGAACGGGAAUCGCGGCCCGUUCAGGAGAGCACGGCUCUCGGCUUUACAAGGUCUGCAUUAGAGGAAGCUCCGAUACCCCCCAAGACUCCACAUAUAUCCCCGAGGCAAGGAGCCGAACAAUUGAGCUCUAAUGGACACAGAGAUAUUGGCCUUCACGAACCUUAUCACCCUCUCGGUCCACUACUUCCUCCAAGACUAGUCGUUUCCGAGGACUUCCAAACACACUGGAAGCCGGAGGGAGCCGAUGCUCCUAGCAAUUUCGGCACAUCUAGCGUUUUCGGCAUUACCGUAGGGAAGCAAAAAGCUCCCCACGACGCCGUAGAUGUAAUUCCGAAGGGUACUGAACCCGCCCAACCCCAUUCCGGCUUAAUUUUCAAGACUUUCGCAGCCGUCAACCUAACGUCCUUUACCGACCUUUACAAACCAGUCGUAGGUCUCACUUGGCAUCCUUAAGGGAAUGUCUACUGACACUUUGCAUAGCUAUUGGACUAUUUUCCAAUCAGAGAUAUCCCAAAGGAGCACUCUCCUGUUCUUAUCGUUGAUUCUGCAGCUACCCCACUUACGUUCACAACUUUCUGGCGCAACCUUAAUACAACGGAGGCCUCCAAGAUAUUCCGGUGGAUGAAUGUGUACCGGGCCACCGCCUUGGACAUCGCGAAUUCCUUUAAGAAGGAUCUUUUCUCCUAUGACGAUUUUGUCAUGCCCCAAGGUGGCUCUUGGAUACCGUUUCGCUAUCCUCGGGUUAGAUUUAUCCGAGACAUGCACGCAAACUUUAAGCAGAUGUACAGCGAAUCCCCGUGGAGCGGGGCGGAGACCAUAAGGUUCUUGAAUACUUGCGGGACGUGCCGCAGUCUAACCACUGACUCUUUCUCAAAGCCCAGAAAUAUAUUUGAUAACAGUGGGAGAGCAUUAUUACUUUUUGCGAUAAGAUUUGAUGGCAUAAACGUUGUCUUCCAAGACUCUCUCCGCCAGAUUGUGGUCCCUGCCAGCCAGACCUACACAUCUCCUGGCAAAACGCUAAUCAUCACCCCCGUACUUCAUGACCCCCAUCAGUCCUUCGACGAUCUCUCCGCAAAAACUACCUUUGAAGUAUCCUCCCAGUUUAGUUGGCUGAGCUGGGACCAAGUCCUUCAAAGCUUUCUAGGAAUUGUCCCAGAAUCGCUACUCACGGAGGCCCAUACUAAAGCAAUCUCCCAGCUCCAGGGUCUCUUCAUUGCCAACAUACCUAUUAUUGCGAGAACUGUAGUAGCUUUCUCCAGAGGUGUUCAAUAUGAAACGAGGGUAAGGGCACAAGUCAAGCUCCGGAUUUCUAAAAACCUGUCGGUGCAGGAUAUUCGCAUCUGGGAAGAACAAAGAACCAAAUAUUUGUCAACCAUAGGACCCAUUUCUAGGCCAACAAGCUCUAGUACUGCUCCCGACUCUACCCGAGGUGGAAAAAAGCCCCUCCCCGAAGCAGAACACGAACGAUGCGUUGAGUGUGAUGAAUUUUACAAUUCUCCAGGGGUAUCCGAAGCUCAGGCAGCAGAAGAUCAACCAAGUCCAGGAGAUAGUAUUUUAGUCUUCUUAUGGGGGCAGGGGUUUAGCGAAUGGAUGAAUAUUGUUUUUCUGGCGGUCCCGCAGGUAGGAAGUGCGAAGUAUCACAGAGUCUCGAAUCCCGACAGCAACCCCUUAAGCUCCAAGAAUAUCGAACUAAAUGCGGGCGGGGGCUCGCGCUGCCCUCUGAUGGAUAGAGUCGUGAGUUUCCCCCCGUUAAUAUCCCAAUCCAGUACCACAUGUUAACACAGAUCAGGAGAAUCAAAUGUUUCGGAUCGGAGUGGAACUAGAGAUAUGGGCAAACCACGGCACUCAUUCACGACUCCAUCGCGAAAUUUGCAACAACCUGGAGGCGUCCACUGGGGCCAUUGGAUUAUUUUACGAGAGCGAUAUAAAAUUCAUACCGAGUUUCACUGCUGUUGGUCCAAUCGAUACAUUGGAUGGAGAAAUCAUAAACUCCGCUAGAGGAAGCCGACCGAGAGACACCUUGUCUAAAUCCAGCACGUCUUGGACCAAAGCGAUCUUACAAAAGGUACUAGAGCAGCUAGCGUGCUUCAGAUACGACUUUAAUGAAACGAUCAAGAUCAAUAUCCAUAUCGGGAUUGAAGCAUUCUCGGGCUAUGAACUCAGGGAAGUCAAGACGAUAGCCAAAGCCAUUAUUUUGUUUGGUGGUCUGCUCAAUGGCAUUGGGCUCAGGCCUAGUCCGGGUCAUCACAAAUGCUGCCUCGAUACCGCCGUGAGGGUCCGCUCUAACGUGAAGCACAUUCAGGCCAUAGACGAAGCAUCUUCCACCGAAGACGUUGCGAAGCUCAUGAACUCCCUAGAGGCAUCGGGUUAUACAUAUCAUGGCGAACCAGGUCCAGAAAACCAACGUUAUGACUUCAGUUGCGUUGAAAGUCAAGCGGUAAUAAUUUGGAUCCAGAUUUUCCCCAAAUUUGACGCGAAGGAUGUAAUCGAUUGGAUAUCAAUGAUAUUGCUCUUUAACAGGACGGCGAUCUCUGUGGAUUCCUCCUUGUAUGCCGAUCUGUCCGGAAAGCCCAUUACGUUGGCUAGUUUGAACGGAUUUAUUGCAAAGGGCUAA
Tuber aestivum (summer truffle) is the source of this 3356-nucleotide messenger RNA. Lineage: Eukaryota; Fungi; Ascomycota; Pezizomycetes; Pezizales; Tuberaceae. The record is from the annotation of a GenBank genome assembly.